AACAUCAUUUUAAGGUAGGAAAUUAUUGAGCAAAAUCAAGAAAGGAAACAACUGUGAAACAAAUUAGGAAGAACAGAAAAAGCAAAAAAGAAAAGGAAAUUAUGGUAUGUAUAUGUGUUAGUAUAUCUACAUGACACCAAAUCAAAGAAGAACCAGAGUACCCUCACUCCUUCAAAAUCUGGCAUUUAAAACAAAGGGAACAGAGGAAAAUGCCAUGGGUUGCUCUAACUUUUUUCUCUCUUCAUCUUUUGCUUGAUUUCAGGUUCUCUCCCAGAUAUUAUUUUCCAUUUUAGGGUUUCAAUAUAUAAUCAAUAACAUCCAAGAACCUGAAUUUCCUACUUUUUUUUGCGUUUUUGAGUUGACAAUAUUUAACAGGUACUUAAAUUUCAUGUGGGGCUGUAUUGAGUUUCAAGACUAUUAUUUUCCUUGUGAGGAGAAAAGGAUUGGAAAGACUAACAGCAGAAGAAGCAAAGCGAAGUUCAAGUAGAAGAAGAAAAAAGUAGAAGAAUUCUUUGGAGAUGGCUGCUUCUUCAUCCGUGCCUUUCUUUGGAAUUAGGGAAGAGGAUCAAAACCAGAUGAAGCAACAGCAUUCCUCAACCCCAACUUCAUCUUCAGCCCGGGCUCCGCCGCCACCAAAGAAAAAGAGAAACCAACCUGGAACACCAAAUCCAGACGCAGAGGUGAUUGCACUAUCUCCCAAGACCCUAAUGGCAACAAACAGGUUCAUAUGUGAGGUAUGCAACAAAGGGUUCCAAAGGGAGCAAAACCUACAGCUCCACAGAAGAGGACACAACCUACCUUGGAAGCUAAAGCAGAAGACUACAAAAGAAGUGAGGAGGAAGGUUUAUCUGUGUCCCGAGCCCACAUGCGUCCACCAUGACCCUUCUAGAGCUCUUGGUGACCUUACUGGAAUAAAAAAACACUACUCCAGGAAACACGGUGAGAAGAAAUGGAAGUGUGAGAAGUGCUCAAAAAGAUACGCUGUUCAAUCUGAUUGGAAAGCCCAUUCUAAGACUUGUGGCACUAGAGAAUACAGAUGUGACUGUGGUACUCUCUUCUCAAGACGUGACAGCUUUAUCACUCACAGGGCAUUCUGUGAUGCGCUGGCUCAAGAAAGUGCAAGAAACCCUCCUACCAACUUGAACACAAUUGGAAGCCAUCUGUAUGGAAGUAGCAACAUGACCUUAGGCUUAUCUCAAGUAGGUACUCAAAUUUCUUCAUUACAAGACCACAGUAACCAGUCUACUGACGUCUUACGAUUUGGUGGUGGUGUCCGGACUGGACAAUUUGAUCAUCUUCUCCCUCCAUCAAUUGGAUCAUCUUCAUUUCGACCUCCACAGCAAAUGCCUUCACCUGCCUUCUUCAUGCAAGAAACAAGCCAGAAUUAUCACGAUGAAAACCAAUCUCAGCAAGAGUUGUUGCAAAAUAAGCCAUUUCAUCAUGGACUGAUGCAAUUUGCUGAAAUUCACAACACCACAAGCAACCCUCCCUCUGCUGGCAAUCUAUUCAACCUUAGCUUUCUUUCCAAUAGUAGCACCACAAACAGUAACAACGCAAACAAUUCCAACAGCAACUUACCAACUUCAGGAUUGCUAAUAUCCGAUCAUUUCAAUAACCAAAAUGGUGUUGGUAGUGGGAGUGAAGAGACUAAUAACUUCUCAAACAAUGUAAGGGGUAAUCAAAUGACCUCUGGUGUUCCUUCUCUCUUUAGCUCUUCGGUUCAGAAUGAUAACAUGGUCUCUCACAUGUCUGCUACUGCGCUGCUUCAAAAGGCUGCUCAAAUGGGUUCCACUUCAAGCAACAAUAGUGCCUCAUUGCUAAGAAGUUUUGCUAGCUCUUCUUCAAGUGGAACCAAAUCAGACAGGGCGCUAGUUGGUGGGAACUUUGGUGGCAUGCUCAGCGACAACGAGAAUAAUCUUCAUGAACUAAUGAACUCAUUUGCUCCUGGGAAUCCCUCCAUUUUUGGUUCUGGACAUGCCCAAGAAAACCCCUACGGUGGAUAUACUGCAAAUAGGACUAGUCUGGAGCAAGAAAAGCAACACCAUGUCCCAAAUUUUGGCAAUAUUAAUAUGGAUGAAGCAAAGUUGCACCAAGGUCUCAAUGCGAGCAACAUCGGUGGAUCUGAUAGACUGACAAGAGACUUUCUUGGUGUUGGUCCUCAAAAAGUGAGAAGCAUGAGUGGAUCAUCAGGGUUUUCACAAAGAGAAAAACAGCAGCAGCUACAACAUCAGCAUCAUGGCAUGGAUAUGGGUGACUCCUCCUUGGAUUUAGAGAGGCACAAUACUAGUAUUUCUGCGGCGCCGACAAGCCAAUCUUUCGGAGGAAAUGGGAGUUUCCAGUGAAGAAGAAAAAAUGCUAGAUGACAAGUAUCGGGCAGGAGGGAAUGUAAUUUGUUUCAUGGAAGAAAGGCCUUUCGGAAACAUGGUGCAGUAAUUACUUUGGAUUUCUAAUAGUUAGCAGUAAUGUUAUUAUAGAACAGUUCACGAACUUUCAUUUAUAAAUGUGUGCUUCGUAGAUUAUAGUGGGUCAUGUUAUAUACAUGCCACACGUAUGCUUGGAAGUUGUAGCUUAAUUUUUUUAGAGAAUUUUACAG
This is a messenger RNA of Populus euphratica (Euphrates poplar), 2593 nucleotides long. RefSeq names its product zinc finger protein MAGPIE-like. The coding region runs from base 519 to 2342 and encodes 607 amino acids. Gene Ontology annotation, molecular function: DNA-binding transcription factor activity. Lineage: Eukaryota; Viridiplantae; Streptophyta; Magnoliopsida; Malpighiales; Salicaceae. The record is from RefSeq and is a predicted model, not a curated record. The transcript is spliced from 4 exons. Gene Ontology annotation, cellular component: nucleus.